Platichthys flesus (European flounder) is the source of this 1075-nucleotide messenger RNA. RefSeq names its product methionine synthase-like. The transcript is spliced from 7 exons. Lineage: Eukaryota; Metazoa; Chordata; Actinopteri; Pleuronectiformes; Pleuronectidae. The record is from RefSeq and is a predicted model, not a curated record. Bases 527 to 949 code for a protein of 140 amino acids.
GUCACUUCCGUUUGAUUGACACAUGGGUGUGGCUUAAUCUAUAUACCGGGGCAGUCAGAUCAGCGGAGGGGGAGAAAGGGGGUUAGUGGCGCACCUGAUUAUAUUUUCUGUUUACCGUCGUCAUCGUCAAACAACCAUGUUUGCAUUCAUCAAUUGUCAUUCGGUCUACAGCAAUAAAAUUCUCAAACUAUAUUCAUCAACGGACUUGGAUUCAUUGUACGACGCGUAGCAGCCUGGAGCCCACUUAAGCCUCUAAGCGGCCUUUUAUAGGAAAACGGACGCUAUAUUUAGUAAACAGAAAUAAUCCCAAAACACCACGGGAUUCAACGUUGCUCUUAUCGUUUGGAUCUCGAUGUUUUGGACGGAACGAACUAUGCAACAGGGGACUCUUCUGCGGACGCCUGGGAUCAGAGACACAUAAUUGACUGCAGCAGCGGUGUAACGCGGAAGUGACAGCAGCGCAUCACAGCCAUCUGAAUCGGAUCCAAAUGUCAAUUAGAAUCCGAACUACGAGCAGCAAAGGAUUAUGGUCCUGGAUGGCGGGAUGGGAACCAUGAUCCAGCAGCAUCAACUUGAAGAGGAAGAUUUCAGAGGGGACGAAUUAAAAGAGCAACCGCUCCCACUGAAGGGCAACAACGACCUUCUCAGCAUCACACAGCCCGAUAUAAUUUACAAAAUACACAAGGAAUACCUGAAUGCUGGUGCGGAUAUCAUAGAGACUAACACAUUCAGCCGCACUUCCAUCGCUCAGGCAGACUAUGGACUGGAACACAUGGCCUAUCAUCUCAACAGGAUGUCAGCCGAGCUGGCGAGGAGGGCUGUUGACGAUUUCACCAAACAAACUGGUUCCAAACGCUAUGUGGCCGGUGCGGUGGGUCCCACAAAUAAAACCCUGUCUGUAUCACCGUCUGUGGAGAGACCAGACUUCAGGAACCAUUUGAUGGGUUAGUAGAAGCCUACACAAAGCAGGUCAGAGGUUUACUAGACGGAGGAGCAGACAUCAUUCUCGUUGAAACUGUCUUCGACACUGCCAAUGCAAAGGCUGCCUUGUUCGCUAUCGACCUGCUGUUUGAAA